AUGGGAAGACAUUACCUGUUGAUAACACAGACUAUUUUUAUGAUCAUGGGAGGUGUGAGAGAAUUGAUGCUAUUUGUGGUGACUGUGGGGGUUGUGAAAGUUUCUUGUUACCCUGUUGGAAAGUCCCAAAAGCAAGAGCAAGUCUCUCUGCAGAGGAGACUUGGAGAGCUGUCAUCAAAUGACGUCUCCAUUGUGCAUGCCCUGGCCUUGCUCCGAUCCAUAGGGUCUGAUGCUAAACAAGACAGAGAAGAGUAUUUCGAGACUAAUGAAGUAGAAUCCCAAGCUUCUCCAAACCAUGGUAGCUCUACGGCAAAUGAUGCCCUGUCCUCUGACGACGCUACCUCUGAAGCUGCCACUGGCCCGUCUGGCGACGCUACCUCUGAAGCUGCCACUGGCCCGUCUGACGACGCUACCUCUGAAGCUGCCACUGGCCCGUCUGACGACGCUACCUCUGAAGCUGCCACUGGCCCGUCUGACGACGCUACCUCUGAAGCUGCCACUGGCCCGUCUGACGACGCUACCUCUGAAGCUGCCACUGGCCCGUCUGACGACGCUACCUCUGAAGCUGCCACUGGCCCGUCUGACGACGCUACCCCUGAAGCUGCCACUGGCCCGUCUGACGACGCUACCCCUGAAGCUGCCACUGGCCCGUCUGACGACGCUACCCCUGAAGCUGCCACUGGCCCGUCUGACGACGCUACCCCUGAAGCUGCCACUGGCCCGUCUGACGACGCUACCCCUGAAGCUGCCACUGGCCCGUCUGACGACGCUACCCCUGAAGCUGCCACUGGCCCGUCUGACGACGCUACCCCUGAAGCUGCCACUGGCCCGUCUGACGACGCUACCCCUGAAGCUGCCACUGGCCCGUCUGACGACGCUGCCACUGGCCCGUCUGACGACGCUACCCCUGAAGCUGCCACUGGCCCGUCUGACGACGCUGCCACUGGCCCGUCUGACGACGCUGCCACUGGCCCGUCUGACGACGCUACCCCUGAAGCUGCCACUGGCCCGUCUGACGACGCUACCCCUGAAGCUGCCACUGGCCCGUCUGACGACGCUACCCCUGAAGCUGCCACUGGCCCGUCUGACGACGCUACCCCUGAAGCUGCCACUGGCCCGUCUGACGACGCUACCCCUGAAGCUGCCACUGGCCCGUCUGACGACGCUAUUGAGUAACUGUUGACUUCUGCAUCUGAGCCCCCGUUGACCACAAACAUGGAUAUCUGAUGUGGGACAUGGUGCUCGGUGUCCAUGCAAGAGUUCAUGGGUUUUCUAGUCCAGGUUGUGUGUAACUGCAAUUUCUUGUUUUGGCUCAAUUAAACGCUAACUGUAAUA
Messenger RNA from Salvelinus fontinalis (brook trout), 1335 nucleotides. RefSeq names its product polysialoglycoprotein-like. The record is from RefSeq and is a predicted model, not a curated record. NCBI's taxonomy places the organism in Eukaryota, Metazoa, Chordata, Actinopteri, Salmoniformes, Salmonidae. The transcript is spliced from 4 exons. Bases 1 to 1176 code for a protein of 391 amino acids.